This is a messenger RNA of Leptosia nina, 2319 nucleotides long. The record is from the annotation of a GenBank genome assembly. Lineage: Eukaryota; Metazoa; Arthropoda; Insecta; Lepidoptera; Pieridae.
AUGUGGCUAAUGGUCACUGCAACGUUUUUGUGCCUCGUAUCAAAUACGGCGUCUGAGUGGCGUUGUCCGGAACUGAGUGCGCGACCAUCAGCUGAGUGUUCCUGCGAUCUACCCCACACACUGCGCUGCGCGGGAGAUCAUACAGCGUUACAGAUCAUUGGCCGUCACCUCCGCGAGAAAAGAGUGAGAAACAAGAAUACCGCUGUCUCCCUCUUGGAUUGUGCUCUACGAGGUGUGACGUCUCUUCCAGCGGCUUCCGUGACGGAAUUAGCAGGCGUUGGUCUUCACGGAUUGGUGAUCUCCUCGGGCGAUAUAAAGAGGGUGCAGCAGGGUGCAUUUACUAGUGUAGCGAAUACUUUAUUGGCUUUAGGUCUCCCAAACAAUCAACUACCGUCAGUACCUAUCGAGGCUUUAUAUAACUUAUGGUAUCUAGACCGUUUGGAUCUCUCAAACAAUAAAAUUCACGCGUUGGACGGCAAUUCAUUUAAGGGCCUUCAAAAUCUAACUUAUCUUGAUAUAAGUGACAAUCAGCUGACGAGCAUAUCGCCGGAGGCUUUCAGGCCCCUCGUCAAAUUAUCAGUUUUGAGGUUAAGAGGGAACCUGCUCAAGGUAGCCGCGUUAUCUUCGCUGAAGGGAGCAAGGUCGUUGAAAGAGCUGGAUGUUUCAAGCAACGCCUUAGAAGGACCCCUGGGACCAACAACUCUACCGACCUUAUGGGUCCUGAAGACCCUACACCUGUCCGACAAUACGUUCGCGAGUAUACGACGUGGCGCAUUGUCAGGUCUUGCGAACUUGACUCACCUAAAUUUGCACAACAAUCAAAUAGAUGUUCUGGAAGAUUAUGCGUUUCGACAUCUCGUUAACUUGUCACAUCUGGAUCUAUCACACAAUGAGAUAGUUUCUGUUUCAGGAGCGUCACUAGCGCAGUUGUCUAACUUAGAACAUUUGGACUUAUCUCACAAUUUCCUCCGUUCGCUAUCAGCGGAGCCGUUAAAAUCACUGUACCAACUCUCCGAAUUACUUCUACACGAUAACGACAUAUCUAUAAUUGAGGACGGUGCGCUGGGAAUGCAUACGAAUCUCAGUCGGUUCACUAUCGAAGAUAAUCCUCUUAAUUGCGACUGCUUAAUGGCCGGCUUUGCGCGCUGGUUGAGGGAAGCAAAAAAUGUCUCGCAGAGCGAUAAGUCCGCUGUGGUCUGCGCGACCCCACCCCAUUUGGAGGGGGCGUUAUUAGCUAGGCUAUCGAAGAAUAAGCUCUGCGAUGACUUCGAGCACAUCGAAGUCAAGGAUGAUAAGAUAAACGAUUAUGGCAAGGUGAUGGACAAUGCGAUAGAUGACGUGUACGGUGAUAAGGUUGAUGGAUUGGACGAUACGAUUUAUGAUGAAGAGAUAGACGUUCCAGGUGAAGAGGAUUUGCCUAUAUCAAAGGCGAAGGUACGCUUACUCGACUCCUGGUAUGACGCGGAGGAGGUUCACCUAUCCUGGACAGUGGAUCCGCCGUCCAUCAGGCGUUUUAGAUGUACUGGGGUUACAGCAUCUAGAGGUGGUGGUCUUCCAAAACAUGUAGCGUGCCACCGAGCGCCGCCGUCAAAUGUUAUUUUGAGAGGACUGAAAAUCGAUCCACUUGAAUUGUAUACAUUCUGCAUCGCCCUGGAGGAGAUGGACGCCAAGGAUGUACCAACUUCUUUAGUUCUUGGUUGUGGAUUGCCUCAGGCAGUGCGAGAAAGGGCUACAUACGUUACAAGUCGAACUACACCGUCAACAGCGCCACCAGAACCAGAUAUAAGGGUCUCCGAAGUCAGAUCCAACGUGACCAGUGAUGGGGUUCUUUCUGUUCUAAUAUCGGUCAUGGGUCUGCCGAUACGCCAGUUCACGAGAUCCCAAAGACUCUCAACAGAAACACACUACCCAGUAUACAAUUGCUACGUGGUAUUAGCAGUUCUAUCUAGAGGAUCCCUGGUAGCGCAGAAGGACACCCCAUGCCAAGACUCAUUAGGAAUAUCCAUGGAAGGUUUUAUCACCGGCCCUUACGAAGUCUGUGCGACAAUAUCCAGGAAAAGAGCAGAUGAAUCACACCCAAUUUGUAUAGUACCACAGAUGCUGGAGCCAGUUGCGGAAAUGAAGUCGAAUGUUAAGGGCCUGAAUACAGCGUUGAUAGGAGUCGCACUGGGUUUGAUGGUGAUAGUGGUAGGCCUCGUCUGGUUUGUGAGGAAGAUGCUUAAAAAGCCGGUAGACUUUCAAGCCCAUAGGUGCUUCACUGAGCCGGUUCAAGAAGAACGAGCCAGCUAUGUCAUGCUGACGGCCACUUCAAAGGUUUAA